Molecule: messenger RNA, 1083 nt
Organism: Wallemia mellicola CBS 633.66
Lineage: Eukaryota; Fungi; Basidiomycota; Wallemiomycetes; Wallemiales; Wallemiaceae
Product: putative heterotrimeric G-protein GTPase
Exons: 2
Coding region: 1-1083 (360 amino acids)
Biological process (GO): G protein-coupled receptor signaling pathway
Cellular component (GO): heterotrimeric G-protein complex
Molecular function (GO): guanyl nucleotide binding; GTPase activity; G protein-coupled receptor binding
Source: RefSeq, a predicted model, not a curated record
AUGGGAUGUUGUCUAUCCACUAGUUCAAAUUCAAGUCAUACAAUUACUGAGAAGACAAAGGAAAUCGACACAAUGCUGAAAAGAGAUUUCUUGAAAGAUCGUAAGACAUAUAAAAUACUUCUUUUAGGUGCAGGUGAAUCAGGAAAAUCUACAAUCAUAAAGCAAAUGAAAGUUAUCUACCAUUCCAAGAAACCGUUUACUUUAUCCGAGGUGAUGAUGUACCGUCAGCAAAUCUACAGUAAUAUAAUUAAUGGUCUAUGGAUAGCCAUAGAUUGCGCAUAUGAGCAAUCCUUAUCUCUUUUACCUCAAAACGAGGAGUUUAUUGAUGAAUUUCUGGAAACUAUACCCAAGCUAUUCGAUUAUACGACACCACCACCAGUACCAAUAAGUGGAUUAAAGGAUCUAUGGUCAGAUUCGAGUAUACAAAGGGUAUUCAAGGAUGCUCAUGGAUUUGCAAUACCUGAAAAUUUGAGUUAUUGGUUCGACAAUCUAGACAGAGUCAUGUUCCGCGACUAUAUACCAAAUGUUGAUGACAUUCUAACUUGUCGCGCGAAGAGUAUAGGUAUUAGCGAGAAUAAUUUUCAUAUUGGUGGCUACGAUUAUAGAAUAUUUGACGUCGGCGGACAAAGAUCGGAAAGAAAGAAAUGGAUACACUGUUUUGAAGGUGUAACAACUAUCAUAUUUGUCAUAGCGCUGAGUAGCUACGAUCAAGCAUUAGAGGAGGAUCUAGAGAGUAAUCAGAUGCAAGAAAGUCUGCUAUUAUUUGAUAGUAUAUGCAACAGUAGAUGGUUUAUACGGACAUCACUGAUAGUCUUUCUUAACAAGAAUGACAUAUUUAAAGAACAGAUAAAAAAUAAGCCGCUAAGAGAAGUGGAGUACUUUAACGAUUAUCAAGGGAGAAAUGAAGAUGUAGACGCAUCAAGGCAAUAUUUAAAGCAGAGAGUGCUCUCGUUGAACAAGAAUCGAGAUAAAGAGAUCUACGUUCAUACUACGAAUGCGAAAGAUACUAAGAAUCUAUCCAGAAUAUUGGUUUCAGUUACAGAUAUAAUUCUAAAAGAGAACCUAAACUUGUUGAUGAUUUGA